AUGGUGGAGGACAUCUCGUCGCCAGCAUUUUCGCCGGACCCCGAAGUGAGGCUCUUCAAGCUGCAGCGAGGAGGCCUCACGGCGACCAUCACCAACCUUGGCGCCACUGUCACGAGCCUCACGGUUCCCGAUGCACGCGGUCAGCUGCAUGACAUAGUUCUCGGCUUUGACACCGCUCAGCCUUACCAGGACGGCACAUCGCCGUACUUCGGCUGUGUGGUUGGCCGAGUGGCCAAUCGCAUUGCAGGAGCUAAGUUCAAUCUGGACGGUCAAAUUCACCAUCUGACGGCCAACGAUGGCCCUCGCCCCAACACACUGCAUGGUGGCAAAGUGGGAUUUGACAAGCGAAUAUGGCGUGUGGUAGGCGAGGAUGAAAUCGACAAAAUAGGAUCCGCUGUAUCAUCAUCAGCAGGAGCAGCAGCAGCAGCAGCAGCAGAGGAGGAGGGAGGAGCACCAGGCAGCAGCACGGAGCUGAAUCUGGCGCUGACGAGUGGCGACGGGGAGGAGGGGUUCCCAGGGCGGGUGGAGGUGCGAGUGAGCUACAGGCUGGGAGAUGGAGAGAUGGUGGUGGUGAUGGCUGCACAAGCUGUUGACAGGGACACUCCUGUCAGUAUGGCACAUCACAUGUACUGGAAUUUGGGCGGCCAUGCCAGUGGAACAGUGCAUGACCACGUUGUGCGAGUCAACGCCUCCCACUACACGCCAAUCAAUGCCAACCACAUCCCCACAGGCGAAAUUUUGCCGGUAGCAGGUACCCCCUUUGACUUCCUCUCGCGGGAGUUCCCCAUUGGUGCACGCAUGGCUGCCGUGGCAGGCGGGUAUGAUCACAAUUACGUGCUGCACAGCACACACACGUGGAGCGGGGAACAACUGGCGGCUGGGGAGGAGGCAGGAACGGAAGGAACAGAAAAAACGGAAGGAACAGAAGGAACGGAAGGAGCAUUGGAGAGUGGGGUGACAAACGGACAUGAAGCAGCAGGGGAAGUGGUGGCAGGGCAGAAAUUGUUUCUGGCUGCCCGAGUGCGGCACCCAGAGACAGGCAUCGUUAUGACCCUGUCCACUGAUGCUCCUGCCAUGCAGUUCUACACGGGCAACUUCUUGGAUGGUUCGUUUGAAGGGCUUCCCUAA
This is a messenger RNA of Closterium sp. Naga37s-1, 1128 nucleotides long. NCBI's taxonomy places the organism in Eukaryota, Viridiplantae, Streptophyta, Zygnematophyceae, Desmidiales, Closteriaceae. The record is from the annotation of a GenBank genome assembly.